AUGCCGGCUAGGUGUGGGAGUAAGUGCGCUAAAGGUGUCGGCGACGCAGCCAGCCACAACACGUCCAAAGUUCAGUCUCGAGUUGAGGAAGUCUUUGUUCGUCAGAGAGACAGAAACUGGACAGAAGAGGAGAGACUGAAAAUGGAGGAAUCUGCUCUGCUGACCGAAUUAAAAGAGGAGAGUCUUUCUGUACUGAAGAACUUAAUGAGCUUAACUGAAGAAAAGAAAGCAGAGGAGGAAAAGCUGAAGAGAGCUGAGACUGAACUGGAGAACACAGCCGAACAAACACACAGUAAAGAAGAAGAACUAAAAGAGAGAGAGACCAUCAGAGAGAUCAGUCUGGAGAUCAGAGAGAUGCAGGAAAGAAGAGUGAGAGAAAGAGUGGAGAUGAGACAAAGAGAGGAAGAGGAGAUCAGAGGAAAGAUGAGAGCUGUUGUGGAUGAUUUGAGGAGCUCAGAGGAAGCAGGUAAAAAGAUAAAGGAGAGAAUAAAACAGCAUAAAAAACAAAAAGAUGAAUGUGAGGGAAAGUUAUCAGAGGAGAGAAAUGAGGAGAAGAGGAGAGAGCUGGAGAGAGGAGUGGAGAGAGAAGAUGAGCAGAUGAAGGAGGCUGAAGAGGAGCUGAAGAGGAUGCAGGAGGAGAGGAGGAUGAUGGUGAAGAAGCUCAGACUGGAGAUGGAGAUCAGAGAGAAGAGUGCAGUAAAAGCAGAUACACACUUCAUCAGGAAGCUGCCUGAACUCAUUACUCAGACUGAUAUAACAAACAGACAGAAAGAGUUUGAUAGAGAGAUGGAUGAAAAAGAGAGAGAGAUAGAAAGACUGAAACUAAACCUCUCAGAGAUGGAGAAAGAAAAAGAAAAGCAACUAGAAGAGAGAAAAAAGACUUUAGAAGAGAAAAACAAACAACUUGAACAAAAAGACACUGAAUUAGAAAAACAUACAAAAACAAUAGAGAACAAAAAUAAAACAAUAGAUGAGAAGAAUGAACUGCUGAGAGAGAAAGAGACUCUACUGGAGAUCACAGUGAAAGAGGUGGAAAGCAGUAAAAAGCAGCUGGAGACUCUGAGAAAGGAGCUGCAGGACAAGAGCAGCAAACUACAGGAGAUGAUGAUCCUACUGGAACAACAGAAAACUGAACUCACCUGUCAGCAGAAAGAGUUAGAAGAGAAAGAACAACAACUGAAACACACAGCACAACAGAAUUCAGACCUACAGACUGAAACUGAAACCCUGAUGGCUGAUUUAACAGAAAAGACCAAACAGCUUGAAGAAACAAAAAACAUUCUAAAGGAGAGAGAAAAACAAGUGGAGGAGAAAGACAGACUUCUGACAGAAAAUACAACAACACUUCAGAUGAAGGAGAAGAUUUUAGAAGAGAAACACAAACUUCUCACAGAGACACAAGAUGAACUGAGACAAACAACAAAGACAUUAGAGAAUCAUAGAAUACAAAUGGAAGAAAUGGAGAAAAGACUUGUGGAGAAAGAUGAAGAAUUAAAAGAGACAAAACAAGAACUGAAAGAUAAAAACACGAUUAUUAAAGAACAUUUAGAGACUGUUGAUAAGAGAGAUUCAUUAUUAAAGGAAACUAAUGAAAGAUUAGAAAGUGUUAAUAAACAGCUUAAAGAUAAAGACUCACAACUGGAGAAUCAGAUCAAACUGCUGAGAGAGAAAGAGACUCUACUGGAGAUCACAGUGAAAGAGGUGGAAAGCAGUAAAAAGCAGCUGGAGACUCUGAGAAAGGAACUGCAGGACAAGAGCAGCAAACUACAGGAGAUGAUGAUCCUACUGGAACAACAGAAAACUGAAGUGAGUGAAAAAGACAAACAGCUUGAAGAGAAGGAGAGACUUCUAAGUGAGAGAAACACACAGCUAAUGGAAAGAGACAAGCAGGUUGAGGAGAAAGACAGACUUCUAGAGGAGAGAAACAAGCAGCUGCAGGAGAGAACAGAUCCAGACUCAGCAGCUCCAGCCAGAAGGAGAAACAGCAAAGAGUUAGAGCCUCCACACUUCAGUGGAGAGACUCCAGACUCAGCAGCACCACUCAGGAGAAGAAACAGUAAAGAAGGACUUCAUCCAAAUAUGAGUGGAGAAUCCUCUAGUUCAGCCUCUCCAGAGUCAGUUCCUGUAGCAGAGCUCAGGCUGGUGCUGCUGGGGAGGACUGGAUGUGGGAAGAGAGCAGCAGGAAACACCAUCCUGGGCAGAGAGGAGAGGAGCCAGGCUGGAGCGUCUACAGUGAGGCAGCAGAGUGAGAGCAGACAGGGGGAGGUGGCUGGGAGGCAGGUGACUGUGGUGGACACUCCUGACUGGUUUUGUCCUGGACUCUCUCUGGAGGAGCUGAGACAGAACGUGGGACUCUGUGUCCGUCUGUCUGCCCCAGGACCCCACGCCUUCCUCCUAGUCAUACCAGUGAAGCAGUCUACAGGAGAGGAGAGAGCCAUGCUGGAGAAAAUGGAGGAGAUCUUUGGAGAGAGAUGUUGGAGGAACUCCAUGAUCCUUUUCACUGUGACUGAGGAAGUCCAAGAGAAAAACAUUGAAGAGUUUAUCCAGUUAGGAAACCAGGAGGUCCAGAGACUUGUAGAGAAAUGUGGGAACAGGUUUCACUGUCUCAGCAUUAAGGAGAGUGGAGAUGGUUCUCAAAUCUCAGAGCUGCUGGAGAAGAUCGAGAAGAUGGUGGAAGGAAACAGAGAGAAAUUCUACAGCAGUGAGAUCUACCUGGAGACACAAUCUCAGAUCAGAGCAAUGGAGACAAAAAUCAUGAAAGAAAGAGAAGAAAAGAAGCUGAAAGAAGAAAAAGAAAUUAAAGAAAAACUUGAAAAGGAGGUGCAGAAAUCUUUGAGAAAGAUAGAGGGAGCAGUACAAGAGCAUGAAGGAGAGAUAAAACAACUGAAUGACCGAACAACUGAGCUAGAGAGAAGGAUGAAAGAAGAGAGGGAUGAAGAGAAAAAGAGAGAACUGGAACGAGAGCUGGAAAGAGAGUUAGAGCGAAGAACAGAAAUGGAAGAAAAGGUGAAGAGACUAAAAGAAAAGAGAGAGAGGGAGAGGAAAGAGAUGGAGGAGAGACACAGACAGGAGAUGGAGGAGAUCAGGGAGACGUAUGAAGGAGAAGCCAGAAUGGAGGCAGAGAGGAACCUCAUGAAGAUCAUCCUGCCUGAACUUCAGAGAAACAUUUUGGUCUCAAAGUCAAAGAUGCAGGAAGAGUUCAGCAGACAGAUGGAGGAGAAGGAUGGAGAGCUGGAGACACUGAAACAAAGCCUCUCAGAGCUCAGAAAGACUCACUCACUUCUGGAGGAGGUGUAUGAGAGAACAGUGAGGAGCAGCUCAGACUCAGAGAGAGCAGCUCCAGCAGGAGAAGGGGGGUCUAAGGGAGUCUCUCAGAGGUUCAGGGAUUGGUUUUAGUGAUGUGCUGAGAGACACAUCCUUACAGAAAAGAGGUUCCUCAGUCAGCUGUGAUGAUCAUGGAGAAACAGCAUCAGGUGAAGAAGUACAUAAAGACAGUCUAGAGGAAUGUUAAAGUGGUUUUUGGUCUAGAAAAGGUUGUUUUGACUUUAUGAAUGAAGGGAAAUAUCACAGAGUUGUUUGAUAACCUUCUGUGAUGGAGCUUUUAGAGGCACUAAACUCUUCAGACGUCUGGUUCCUAUCAGCACCACUGUGAACAAUUCUGACUCUAGAACAGAACUUUUCACAUCAGACAAAUGAUUAGUGAUUGAAUUAUGCACAGAUCAGGGACAAUGUCUAUUUACUGUAAUACUAAAAUGUGUUCAAGAUGACGGUACAUAAACCAACACCAGGUGAACAGUGGCCAGUUGUGCUAUAAUCACAAUAAAUGUAAAGGGGGUAAAGCCAGAUAAUCUCUUUACAGAGGAUAGAAGCUUUACAACUGAAUCAAUUGUCAUCUUAUUCUGUCAGAAUGUGUGAUUUAUAUCAAAUCAUUUGUAAACUUUGCAAAUUAGAAAUGUAUUUAAAAACUACAACAUUUGAAAUGUGAAUUCUGUGUGAGUUUACAUAAAAAUGGUUAAAAAU
Messenger RNA from Colossoma macropomum (tambaqui), 4020 nucleotides. RefSeq names its product golgin subfamily A member 6-like protein 22. Gene Ontology annotation, molecular function: GTP binding. The transcript has 8 exons. NCBI's taxonomy places the organism in Eukaryota, Metazoa, Chordata, Actinopteri, Characiformes, Serrasalmidae. The coding region runs from base 1 to 3396 and encodes 1131 amino acids. The record is from RefSeq and is a predicted model, not a curated record.